UUAGUUUUAGUUUUAGUUUUAGUUUUAGUUUUAGUUUUAGUUUUAGUUUUAGUUUUAGUUUAAAAUACCAAUAUUUAACGGUGAAUAUAAUAAUAACCGUUCCAAUAGUAUUCAUGAAAUAUAUAACAAAACUAAGGGACAUGCAUACGUUAUAAAUAAGUAAUAUACACCAAAUUACAUAUAUUAAAAAAAAAUUAUAUUUUCCAUGUCAGUUUUCAAAGAGGAAAACGGGUAUACAAUAUUAUAAUAUAUUUAUUUAUGUAAUUACAAUAUACAAUACAACAUAAUACAUUUUUUUAGUAAAACCUAAACUAAAAUAAAAAUUCACCCCUCGGCAGGGUGCUGUAGAUGCUGGCAGCAUUACCCCGCUGGAUUGCAAUACUAAUGCGCUGUGCGAAGAAGCUGCCAGCCCUACGGUCCCCAGUCGCAUCCACAAGCCUCUUUGACAAAGCCCCAAAAAAAUUCAGUGCACCGGGACCCCACGGGCCAAGUGUUUCCACACCAAAAGGGGUAAAACUAUAUUCUUGGCCGAUGCGGCUGUACUAGAGCUAAUCUUUUUUUUCGCUCAGCCGCAUCCGCCGCUGCACCCGGUGAGACGGAAGUGCCAUGAAGAUGGGAUGGGGCUAGUGUGUCCACGCAUGUAGCGUCCCACACCAACACCCGUCCCAUCUCCCACGGAAUCAAUGACAUUCCGUUCGGCCUUUUACCAUCGUCCCUGAGGACGCCGGAGGGCUCGAGCAAAGCCGGCACGUUAGCGCCGCUGGCGAGCGCGCGUUGCAAGAUGUCGUUGAGAGCCCAGUGCCUGGAAAAACGCCCAGCACUCCUUUGACACGAAAGCCCGUGGUGGCCGCGCACAUCGACAUCAACUCCACAGGGGCACCGAUGAGGAGCACAAACACGGACACCCAGCCGCAAACAGGUUGCCACGCGCAUGGUGUUGAGUUAUAGUACCAAACGGGUAUUAAUUUUUAUGGAGAAACGGACGUCCACUUUCCUCUUAAGCUAUAUUUUGUUAGAAAAGAAAUACAUUUCCGUUAAGGAAUAACAAACGUGCAUUACUAAGUGAUUAGUCACACGAACAUCAUACAUUGAACUCAUUAAAGUUUCUCGAUACCUUUACUGAAAUCGUAAAUCCAAAAAUUAACAUUUCCUAAAGUUAAGAUUGUUGUUUUCCAAUAUUAGCCUCUAAGAUAUAGUUGAAUAAGGUUGGUAUUGGCUAGUGUAUCGAUUGCAGAUCGAGAGUCGAUGAGAGUUCAUUGAUCCGCGAGGUCAUUGCCAAAUAAACAUGUCGUACAGCCUCCUGGGGACCUAAAAUGACGCUCACUCGUGAAUUAGCAAAAUUAUAGUUAAGCAUCGCUUAUUAAUUAAUAAUAUUGGGUAGUGGGGUUUAUCAGCUUGUAGAUAUAUUAACUUACCUGGAUAGUAGCAGUGGCUGUGCAAAAAAUAUUGAUAAGCAUACCGGGGCAAAAUUCCGAGUUCCUUUUCUCCAUGAGGUCAAGGAAAAUGCCAAGAAAAGGUCCGUCUAAAAAUUAAAAUAUGCAUGUUUGUUUAUAACAGAAGCUGUUAUAAUGUUUUUCUAUUUAACCGGGUAACUAAAGUUGACUCAAAGUCUGUUUUAUCACACAUUUUUAGAUGACUAAUGUAAUGUAUAGCUCGUGUCAUCCACAAUGACGCGCAGAUUUGUCAAAUCUAAACUUGAAUAACAUGACAUUUGGAGCCAAGACACGCGUCCUCGUGAAUGACACAAUCUAUAGACAAAAUAUUUUACAAACAGACAUUGCAAGAAAUUCGACAAGCAAACAUAAAAGCUUGUAAAACUCGGCCUAUCUCUCUCUGGUCCAUUCAAAAGCAACAUUUUAACCUCCGUUAGUGUCCAUACCGAGAGAUCAAAGAACGACUUAGUACACUUUAAACCUGACCACAUGAUCGCGUGGUACAUAAACAAUUAUUAAUAAAAAUAUUUCAACGCGAGUAAAAUGUGGUGUCGUAUUACAAUAUUUUUCAUAGUUUUGUGUCUCGGAAGUACUCUACCUCAGGUGAGUGUAAUUAUUUAUUUGUGGAACGGAUUUAGUAGAAUUUGAGGCCAAAUCUCAUUUUAAAGAAACAUUAGUAACAUUGUUCUUGUUUGGUGUUGUAUGUCUAAAAUAACUCUGUCAAAAACUAAAAUAAAAUGUGGAGCUACUUUCCUACAUAUGUAUCUUAGUAUGUACUAUGUUACAUUUACGUUAAGGUAUUAUCAGAUACCCAUGUUCUAGGAAGUUUGUAUAUGCGAAAUUGUAGAAUUUCUAAUUUCUGAAUUUCGGAAACUUGUUUGUUUUAUUACGAUAAUUAAACUUAAUUAUAAGAAUGCCUUUAGAAAACAUGAGUGAAAAAGUGAUGAACAAGAAUUACAUGUUUAAGUACAUGCCGUAUUUUUCCUUUUACUUAAAGUGAAACGUCGUAUGUCCUACACGAGAUCACAGUAGAUUGAUAACCAAGAGAUAAAACCCACUUAUUUCAGUCGAGGUAGUUUAAUAGUCCGAGACAGAAACGGUGCCGGUCACCCGAGUUAAACACUCUACUUUUCAUUUUGAAUAUGAAGAAAAUAAAAUACAUGUGUAUUUAAAAACAUGACUAAGUAUAAACUUUUAUAGUAUUUGGUGACAAUUUAGGUAAAAAGUAAAUUUUCAAUUAACAAUUCAAGUAAAAGUAUCGUGAUUCAUGAAAUGGGGAGUUAUAUAUCAGAAUGGCAAUUGCAUUACAGAUACAUUUAAUAUCAAAUUUCAAUUGUUAUCGUAAUAUAAAAGUUUUCUGCACACUUUUUAGUUAACAAUGACCCACCUUUAGAGCAUGAGAAAUGAAAAGUUAGUAUAAGCACUCGAAGAAAUGACGAACUUUGUUGCACAAUUAACUAUUGCGUUUGCAGGACCAGCAAAUAGUUUACGAGUCGGACAUAGUUACCGAGUCCCAAUCCUCGACGGAAUCAUUGUCCGUUUCGGACGAAGCAUAUGUAAACGUGCGGGCCCGGCCGAGACAGCGGUACCUGCCCCCAUGCAGUCAAUGCAGCUGCGGCGAACGUAAUGAGGAGCCUCGCAUCGUGGGCGGCUCCGCGGCCAGCAUGAACGCCUUCCCGUGGCUGGCGCGGCUCAUCUACCACAACUCCUUCGGCUGCGGAGCUUCCCUCAUCAAUGACAAAUACGUCGUGUCCGCUGCGCAUUGUUUGAAAGGUUUCAUGUGGUUCAUGUUCCGAGUGACUUUCGGCGAGCACGACCGCUGCGACAAGAGUACGAGACCUAUCACCCGUUACGUCACUAAAGUGGUCGCCCACAACUUUUCCCUCUCCGACCUGAGCAAUGAUAUCGCCCUGCUGAAGAUCAGUUCACCGGUUACGUACUCCCACGCUGUACGCCCCGUGUGCUUGCCGAAGUAUCAAGGAAGAUCCUACGAAAACUCAAUCGCAACAGUAUCUGGCUGGGGCGCAACUGGCGAGACCAAAAACUGGUCAUGCACACUCCUAGAGGCCGAGUUACCUGUUCUUAGUAACCAGGAGUGCAGGAACACUAAGUACAACGCCUCCAGGAUCCAGGAGGCGAUGCUCUGCGCCGGGUUCCCGAAGACGGCACAUAAAGAUGCUUGUACUGGUGACAGCGGUGGACCUCUUAUAACCGAAAAUUCAGACCACGUCUAUGAACUUAUAGGUAUCGUUUCCUGGGGCUACGGUUGUGCGAGGCUUGGGUAUCCGGGUGUCUACACGAGGGUCACAAAAUAUCUGGACUGGAUCAGAAACAACACCGACGAUGCCUGUUACUGUAGGGAUCACCGCAGUACAGGUUCAGCACGCGCCAGACUAUUAGCAGCAGGUGCUAGGGAAUCCGGCGCCUGGCUACACGCCUUCCCGUCGGUACAUACCGGUACCUUCCUGGAACCGCACACUCUGCGCGUUGCUGCCUGCCUGCGACUCGGCGUCCGGGUCUGUGCCCCACAUAGGUGCCCCUGCGGCACUAACGUCGACGUCCUUGGACACCACGGGCUCUCUUGCCAAAGGAGCGCCGGCCGCUUCUCCCGACACGCCGCGCUCAAAGAUAUUCUCCGCCGGUCUCUCGCCAGCGUCAACGUGCCAGCUCUACUUGAGCCCGCCGGCAUUUUAAGAGACGAUGUUAAUUCCUGGAAAUUUAUUUUCUUAAGUGCAUUUGUUUUAGCAUUCACAAUAAAGGCUGAUGAAGAAUUAUUAAAGAAAAUUCAAGACGAUGAAGAUUAUGAAAAGAUACCUAAAUGCAAUUGUCGAUGUGGUGAACGCAACGAAGCUUCCCGAAUAGUGGGUGGCGUUGAGACGAUGGUGAAUGAGUUCCCCUGGAUGGCGCGAUUGACGUAUUUUAAGAAGUUCUACUGCGGUGGCAUACUCAUCAACGACCGCUAUGUGCUUACUGCUGCGCACUGCACUAAAGGGCUGAUGUGGUUUAUGAUAAAAGUGACCCUGGGCGAACACAACCGCUGCAACGAGACCUCGCGCCCCGAGACGCGCUUCGUGACGAGGAUCGUCGCUCACAACUUUACAUAUGCCACUUUUCGACACGACAUCGCGCUGCUCCGUCUCAACCAGCCUGUCAAUAUUACUGAUACGAUCAAACCUAUCUGUCUGCCACAUAGUGACGAUGACACAUACGUAGGAGUGAAGGCCAUAGCAGCGGGCUGGGGUUCAGUAACCGAGCAGAAGAACCACUCCUGCGUGCUGAACGACGUGGAGCUGCCCGUCCUCAGCAACGACGUCUGCAAGAAAUCCAAGUACGAGGAAGCCAUGAUAGCUGACGAAAUGUUGUGCGCCGGCUUUCCUGAUCAAGGAAUGAAGGAUACUUGUCAGGGUGACAGCGGUGGACCGUUGGCAGCCGAAAGGAAAGACAAACGCUACGAGCUUUUAGGAGUGGUUUCGUGGGGUAUCGGAUGCGGGCGCUCCGGUUACCCUGGAGUGUACACGCGGGUCACCAAGUACCUGUACUGGAUCCGACAUAAUGCACGGCAAGGAUGUUUCUGCUCAGAUUAAUCAUUUAUAUAUAUUUACCACGUAUAUUGAUUUUAGCGAGAAGAAGUUGCACAUUCCAUCUCUUCCCACACGACAUAGCUCUACUAUUUUUUGGAUUCGCUUGUACACAAUACUACUAUCGUCUGCAUUCUCAUUUAAGUACAAAAACAUUACACAUGGUAAAUACCCCUUCCUUUUCUAAUAGUAUUUAUAAUCGAAAUCUUAUAUCUACACAUUA
Molecule: messenger RNA, 5234 nt
Organism: Cydia pomonella (codling moth)
Lineage: Eukaryota; Metazoa; Arthropoda; Insecta; Lepidoptera; Tortricidae
Product: vitamin K-dependent protein C-like
Exons: 15
Coding region: 3098-5017 (639 amino acids)
Biological process (GO): proteolysis
Molecular function (GO): serine-type endopeptidase activity
Source: RefSeq, a predicted model, not a curated record